AUGAUAGUUUCGAACGUCGAAGCGGCAAGAAUACUGGCGUACUUCCCGACACCGUCCAGUAGCCAUCAGGUCGAGAUCCGCGCACUGACACACGAGCUCGCCAGGCGAGGCCACGAGGUCGUCGUGGUGACACCAGAUCCGGCCUUCCCGAGGGGAGAAGCGCCUGCGAACAUCACCGAAAUAGACGUACACGAUAUUUCGUAUAAGAUACAGGAGGAGAUUUUGGCCGUACAUAAUAUGAAAAAUAAAAUAGAUAUGGCGUAUCGGAUACUAAGCUUUUUAAAGUAUUUCUCGAUGAUCGUAGAUACACAACUCGAAGUGCCAGAAAUGAAAGCGAUACUCAUGAAAGACAGAAAACAUUUUGAUCUCCUGCUGUUGGAGUCCAUGCAUCGUUCGAUUUUGGGUCUAUCGCAUAUCUUCGAUUGUCCCGUAAUACAGAUCAGUUUCGUCGGUGUAGCCGGAUUUCAGUACGGUGAUCUGGGGGCUGCGAGUCAUCCGAUUUUGUAUCCAACACAAGAAAGGCAAAGGUUGUAUAAUUUAUCGUUUCUUGAAACAGGCAUUGAGUAUUUUAAACAAAUUGCAUUUCAUUUGGUUGUUAAAAUAAGCCAAAAAGAGGACUACAUUGUUAUGCAAAAGCACUUCGGAAGAGAUGUUCCCUCUGUUGAUGAGUUAAACAGGAGAGUCGUAAUGAUUUUUGUUAAUGAACGUAAACUGUGGGCUAGCAACCGUCCGGUCCCUCCGAAUAUUCAGUUCAUCGGUGGCAUAAAUUUAAAACCACAAAAGGAUUUGCCUGAGGAUUUAAAAAACUUUCUGGACUCGUCCAAAAAUGGAGUUAUUUACGUAAGUUUUGGAACAAAAGUAAAAACCAGAACAUUGCCGGAGAACAAAAUAGUUUCGAUGAUAAACGUGUUCUCGAAGCUUCCCUACGACAUUCUGUGGAAGUGGGACGAGGAUGAGCUGCCGACCAAAUCGAACAACAUAAAGAUAUCGAAAUGGUUCCCGCAGGCCGACCUACUCAAGCACCCCAAAGUAAAACUUUUCAUUAAACAAGGAGGUUUACAAACAACAGACGAAGCCAUCGACGCCGGGGUGCCUGUCAUUGGUAUGCCGAUUUAUUUUGGGGACGAAUGGUACAAUAUUGAAAAAUAUACUCAUUUUAAUAUUGGGUUCUAUCUAGAUAUCGAUACAUUAACAGAAGAAGUAUUUGAAAAAAGUGUUAUAACUAUAUUGAGCAACGAAAGCUACAGGAACAACGUCAUGAAGCUACGGGGCCAAAUGAUGAACCAGCCCGUGCCGCCCCUGGAGCUGGCCGUCUGGUGGACGGAACACGUCAUGCAACAUGGCGGAGAGCACUUGCAACCGCCGAGCGCCUUCAUGUCCUACUACGACUAUUAUGAAGUUAACAUGAUUAUAUCGGGAGACCGCGACGUCGCCGCUGUUCAUUCCAACCCGCCGCGCCUCCGCGCCGCCUAA
Aricia agestis (brown argus) is the source of this 1473-nucleotide messenger RNA. Its product is annotated as UDP-glucosyltransferase 2-like. Gene Ontology annotation, molecular function: UDP-glycosyltransferase activity. The transcript is spliced from 5 exons. Bases 1 to 1473 code for a protein of 490 amino acids. Lineage: Eukaryota; Metazoa; Arthropoda; Insecta; Lepidoptera; Lycaenidae. The record is from RefSeq and is a predicted model, not a curated record.